UUGAAUCUCCUUAAAGAGAGCGAGAUAUCCGUGCCUCGGCUUGAUCGACUCGUUGAUACUUUUUUAAAUUAUUUUGUAGCUAACCUCUAUUUUUUGAAUAUUUACACCAACAAUUUUAAGGAGAUUCAAAGAUGGAGGCUACACGCGUAAAGUUCAACGAUACAGCCGGAGAUCUCAACAAGCCCUUCCGCUUCAACGGAAGCCACUUCAAGAGGUGGAAAGGAAAAGUGUUAUUCUACCUCAAUUUACUUAAAGUUGCAUAUGUUCUCACGGAGAAGAAUCCAAAGAAAAUGAAUACCGAUGAUAUAAAUGAAGACGAACUUCUCGAACACUAUGAGAAAACUGAAAAAUACGAGAAUGAUGAGUAUAACUGUCGGUAUUAUCUUCUUAACUGCCUUUCGGAUCAAUUUUAUGAUUAUUAUGAAAACACUUACUCCUCUGCAAAGAAGAUUUGGAAGGCAUUGCAACUUAAAUAUGAUAUAGAGCAAGCUGGUGCAAAGAAAUAUGCUGCUAGCCGCUUCUUUCGCUACCAGAUGGUCGAAGGAAAGUCCGUGGUUGAGCAAGUUCAAGACUUUCAGAUGAUCGCUCAUGAAGUUCAAUCUGAAGGAGUCAAGUUUGGAGAUAACUUGAUCGUACUAGGGAUCAUCGACAAGCUACCACCAUCAUGGAGGGAAUUCCGAAAAACCCUUCGACAUAAGCAAAAGGAAAUGUCUCUCGAGACAUUAAUUGCACGCAGUCGCGUGGAAGAGGGGGCAAAAGGCCAAGAUACACUUGAAGCAAAGAGAAUGAUGCUAGCGCCACUAAGGUAAACUUAGUAUCUUUUAAUACUUUACCUAAUAACAAUCGUUCUAGAAAAACAUACUUGAAGCCUAAGAAGAAAAUUAGAAAGAACAGUGAUAGACCUCAAUUUAAGAAAAAUGACCAAGGACCUCCUUCUUAUGUGAAAAAUAUAGUUUGCUAUGUCUGUGACAAAAGUGGGCAUAUUGCUCGAACUUGCAAAUACCGGAAACAUAAAGCUUUACCUCAAGCUAAUGUUACCGAGGAGCCACUUGUGGCGAUGAUAACAGACAUAUGCUUAGUGGAGAAUGCUGAAAGAUGGUGGGCAGACUCUGGUGCCAAUAGGCAUGUCUGACAUGAUGAGACUUGGUUUAAAAUAUAUACUCCCUAUGAACAACUAAGAAGUAUUAUGCUUGGUGAUUCGCAUACUUCUGAAGUUUUAGGAAGUGGUGAGGUCGAGUUAAAAUUUUCUUCUGAAAGGGUGCUUAUUUUGAAAGAUGUGCUGUAUACACCCUCGAUUAGAAAGAACUUGAUGUCAAGUUUUCUUUUUCAUAAAGCUGGCUUCAAACAGACCAUCGAGUCUGAUCAGUAUAUGAUUUCAAAGAAUGAAAAAUUUGUAGGUAAAGGUUAUGCAUGCGACGGAAUGUUUAAAUUAAACAUUGAGAAUAAAGCAUUAUCUACUUCUGCUUACAUGCUUUCUUCUGUGAAUUUUUGGCAUGCUCAUUUGUGUCAUAUCAACAGCAGAUAUGUUAGCUUGAUGAGUAGUUUAUGAUUAAUUCCCAGAUUGAAUAGUGAUUUUGACAAAUGUGAAACAUAUAGUAAGUCAAAAAUCACUAAACGACCUCAUAAAAAUAUUGAAAGAAGUACCGAAUUACUUAAGCUAAUUCACAGUGAUAUUUGUGAAUUUGAAGGUAAUCUAACUCGUGGAGGAAAUAGAUAUUUUAUCACUUUUAUUGAUGACUUUUCAAAAUAUACUUAUGUUUAUUUAUUAAAAAAUAAAAGAGAUACUUUUGAAAAUUUUAAAGAUUUCCUCCAUGAAGUAGAAAACCAAUUCGGUAAAAAGAUAAAGAGAAUUAGAAAUGAUCGAGGUCGUGAGUAUGAAUCUACAGGAUUCAACUCUUUUGUGCAGUCUUUAGGAAUUAUCCAUGAGACUACUGCUCUAUAUUCACCUGCCUUUAAUGGAGUGGCUGAGAGAAAAAAUAGAACACUUAUUGAGCUAACAAAUGCUAUGAUGGUUGACACUGGUGUACCCUUAAAUCUUUGGGGUGAAGCUAUUUUAACUAUAUGUUAUGUCUUGAAUCGCGUGCCACAUAAGAAGUCUAAGGUGACACCCUUUGAAUUGUGAAAAGGUUAUAAACCAAAUUUGGGAUAUCUUAAAGUGUGGGGUUGUCUAGCAUAUGUGAGGCUAUCAGACCCUAAAAACCCAAAUUGGGUGUUAGAGUUGCCACUUGUGUUUUUCUUGGAUAUGCUUUGAACAGUACGGUCUAUAGAUUUUUAGACAUUGAAAAUAAUGUGAUUUUUGAAUGAAGAGAUGCUAUUUUUCAUGAAGAAAAUUUUUCUUAUAAAUCGAAAAAUAGUGGGGGUGAAGAUUUUAAAAGUGUUUCAAAUAAUCCGAGUUCUUCAAACUAUUUCUUACAAAAUCAAGAAGAAAAUAUUUUUGAACCAAGAAGAAAUAAACGAAACAGAAUAGAAAAGGAUUUUGGCCCUGAUUAUGUUGUUAUGAAUAUUGAAUAAAAUUCACUUUCUUUACAAGAAGCUUUAUGUUCAAAUGAUUCAAUUUUUUGAAAAGAGACUGUAUCUGAUGAGAUGGAAUCCCUAAUUUCUAAUAAAACAUGAAAAUUAGUGGAUUUACCUCCAGGCUGUACAACAAUUGGUUGUAAAUGGGUCCUCAGAAAGAAAUUAAAACCGAAGGAGAGUGUAGACAAGUAUAAAGCAAGACUUGUCGCAAAAGGUUAUAAACAAAAAGAAAAUCUAGACUUCUUUGAUACCUUCUCUCCGGUGACGAGAGUGAUAUCCAUCAGAGCUCUGAUUGCUAUUGCUGCAAUUCAUGACUUACAAAUUCAUCAGAUUGAUGUAAAAACUGCCUUUCUAAAUGGUAACCUAGAUGAGAAAAUUUAUAUGGACCAACCUGACGGGUUCAUUGAGCCUGGACAAGAAAAUAAAGUGUGCAAGCUAAAUAAAUCCUUUUAUGGCUUAAGGCAGGCACCUAGACAGUAACAUGAAAAAUUUGAUUCUUGCAUGAUUGAGAAUGGCUUUAAAUUAAACAAGUAUGAUAAGUGCAUCUAUUACAAAAUUUUUGAAAAGUUGCAUGUAAUUGUUAGCCUUUAUAGAGAUGAUUUGCUAAUUUUUGGGUCUAACUUAAAUGUUAUAAAUGAGACAAAAAUUAUGCUAAAUUAUUAUUUUGAAAUGAAAGAUCUUGGUGAGGCUAACUAUAUUUUGGGUAUGAAAAUUACCAAAACACCGGAUGAGAUCUUUCUUGAUCAGUCGCAUUAUGUUGAGAAAAUUUUAAGAAAGUAUAACUUUCUUAAUUGCAAGCAUGUGACUACACCUUUUGAUUCGAGUGUUCACUUAUUUCCUAUUAAAAGUGAAAAUGAAAAUACGCGCAUAGGUUAUAGGAAUGCACUAUGAAUGCAUGUAUAGAUUAUGUCAUCUUCAAUGCAAAUGUUAUAAAAAAAAAAUUAACACUUAAUAAUAAAAUGUAACAACAUUCCUCCAUUCAUUUUAUUAUUUCGCCUAUGUGAGCAUGGAAGUGGGGCCGCAUCCUAUGAGAACGGGCUUAUUCUCAAAUAUGCUCAUGAAAACCACGAUCAGCACAGAGCCGUAACGUGCUAGCUAUUAAAGCUCAUGUCAACACCUGGAUUGUUAUAUAUGAGCCAAUAACUUUCUAUUUCCCCUAAGCAGCCAAAGUUCAAGUCUGAGACCACUUUGGCUCUGGAGUAGAGAUUACUGUUUCACUAAGUGAAUGUUCAAUGCAGAGCACAUCUUUAUUAUGUAUAACGAUCCCUUUUUGUCCAUCAAAUUCUCACAUAUUCUUAAUAAUAAAAUGAGUGGGGGAAUAUUGUUACAUUUUAUUAUUAAAUGUUAAUUUUUUUUUAUAACA
This is a messenger RNA of Ananas comosus (pineapple), 3877 nucleotides long. RefSeq lists its product as uncharacterized. The transcript has a single exon. NCBI's taxonomy places the organism in Eukaryota, Viridiplantae, Streptophyta, Magnoliopsida, Poales, Bromeliaceae. Bases 132 to 809 code for a protein of 225 amino acids. The record is from RefSeq and is a predicted model, not a curated record.